Molecule: messenger RNA, 2266 nt
Organism: Lethenteron reissneri (Far Eastern brook lamprey)
Lineage: Eukaryota; Metazoa; Chordata; Hyperoartia; Petromyzontiformes; Petromyzontidae
Product: thyroid hormone receptor beta-like
Biological process (GO): cell differentiation; thyroid hormone receptor signaling pathway; negative regulation of transcription by RNA polymerase II
Cellular component (GO): RNA polymerase II transcription regulator complex
Molecular function (GO): RNA polymerase II cis-regulatory region sequence-specific DNA binding; zinc ion binding; nuclear receptor activity
Source: RefSeq, a predicted model, not a curated record
CGACUCAACACACGCGUCGAGGACACUGUCUUGAAAGGAAAACAAUGAUGACCGGCGACGUUUCGGGGCAAUGGCAAGUGCUCUCCAACUUAAGAUAUAUCUGCGCGCGUGCCUGCGCGGGCGUGAGAUGGACGCGGGCGAGCGGAGUGGCGGCGCCGCGACGCCCGGGCGCUCGGCCACAGAGUUCCAGCGGGUCGACGGGGCGGUGGUGGCGGCGGCGGCGGCGGCGGCGGACGGGGACCCCAGACAACUCGAGCGGGAGUUCCCCGAGCGCACGGGCAACGACGACAAGCAAGGGAAGAAAGUGUACAUCCCCAGCUACCUCCUGGAGGGGCAGCCGUGCGCUGUGUGUGGUGACAAGGCCACGGGGUACCACUACCACUGCAUCACCUGCGAGGGAUGCAAGGGCUUCUUCCGCCGAACCAUCCAGAAGAGCCUGCACGUCAUGUACGUGUGCAAGUUCUCCGAGACCUGCACCAUCGACCGCAUCAACCGCAACCAGUGCCAGGAGUGCCGCUUCAAGAAGUGUCUGGCUGUCGGCAUGGUCACCGACUUGGUGCUGGACGACCGCAAGCGCGUGGCCAAGCGUCGUCUCAUCGAGGAAAACCGGGAGCGGCGACGGCAGCAGCAGCAGCAGCUGGCGCAGAGGGAGUCGUCGACGAUGAGCGGCGACGCGUGGGGAGUGCCCAGCCCUGAGGAGUGGGCGCUCGUCCAGAAUGUUACCGAGGCGCACACCUCCUCCAACGCUCAGGGCGGAGACUGGAGGCACAAGAGAAAGUUCCUGCCUGACGGGGUAGGCCGGCCCUCGGCACAGAAUGGAGAGAUGGUGGACUUGGCCGCAUUCAGCCUCUUCACCAGCAUCAUCACCCCGGCCAUCACCAGAGUGGUCGACUUUGCCAAGAAGCUCACGGGAUUCCUGGAGCUGCCGUGCGAAGAUCAGAUCAUCUUGCUCAAGGGCUGCUGCAUGGAGAUCAUGUCGCUGCGCGCUGCCGUUCGCUACGACGCCGACAGCGACACGCUCACGCUCAACGGGGAGGUGUCCGUCAGGAGCCAGCAGCUGAAACACGGCGGCCUGGGAGACAUCUCCGAUUCGAUAUUCGAGCUGGGGAGGUCUCUCGUCAGCUUUGAGCUCGACGACACCGAGGUGGCUCUGUUGCAGGCCGUGCUGCUCAUGUCUUCAGACCGCGCCGGCCUGUCCAGGCCAGACAAGGUGGACUGGAUGCAGGAGCGGUACCUGCUGGCCUUCGAGCGCUACGUGCGGCGGCGCAAGCACGGCAUGCCCUUCUUCUGGCCCAAGCUGCUCAUGAAGGUGACCGACCUGCGCCUCAUCAGCGCCAGCCACACGGACCGCUUCCUCAAGAUGAAGGUGGAAUGCCCCAGCGAGCUCUUCCCUCCGCUCUUCCUGGAGGUGUUCGAGGACUAGUGCGGCGAGGCGAGGGGGGGGGGGUUGGCGCACGCGCGUGCAUGGACAAGCUCGUCUUAGACUGCCGCGUGGGUCAACGUGGCGACGCCAAGUCGGGUUGCCACCUGUCCUGCUUUUCCCAGGAACCUCUCUUUGAAGUGGCUGCCAUCCUGGGAAUUCUGUAAGUCUUCCCAGAACAUUAAAAAUCCUGGCUUUUGUUGUCAGUGCGUACUAAUAAACCACUUAAGACAAUGCAUUUACAUGUAGUUCUCAACUCUUCUGGUAUUGUCAGAUAUUCUUCUGCUUGUCAUGACAUGUCCUGGUUUUUGUACCUCAGAAGUGGCAACCCUAACACCAGGACAGCAGGACAGUCUUCGGCUGCCUAGUUGGGGCAGCACUAAAGAGAGGAGGAAUUCGACAGAGAUUGGUUUGUAUGGCGGGUUCUGUUGCAAACAAAUGUUGUGACAGCAAUGGACCGUCUAUUUUUAAUGCACUGAAAAUGUCAAUAUUUGACGUCAAUUUGUAAAUGCUCCAAUGCUAUAUUUUUGGGGGGGAAAGUGCGGUAUCGUGAGUGUAAAUAUAUAGUUUCUCAAAAAGCACUAAAAUAUGCGUAAGGUAUAUAUUUUUAAUGAAAUUUGAGUACACUAGGUAUGUUACGAAUACCGUAUGACCAAUACCUAUGUUGUAUUAAAGAUGAUGCCAACAUUUUACUCAGGUAUACGAGAGGCAAACACUUUAUCUGUAUAAAAAAAAUCGAAUAAAUCUGAAUGCUUUGCAUGUUCAGUUUUUACCAAACUUUUGCACCCAAUAAAUCUGUUCUUUAUUAAAUAAAACGGAAACGUGAAAUAAAAUCGGUAUACUGUA